Molecule: messenger RNA, 1484 nt
Organism: Meira miltonrushii
Lineage: Eukaryota; Fungi; Basidiomycota; Exobasidiomycetes; Exobasidiales; Brachybasidiaceae
Exons: 1
Coding region: 74-1435 (453 amino acids)
Source: RefSeq, a predicted model, not a curated record
CAUCUCACAUCAAACAAUGGAGACGUAAAGAAAGUGCAACAGCAAUAAUCAAAUCAAUGCUGUGAAUCUGGCCAUGGCGAUGGAAAUCGAUACAUCGAUGGCAGAAGCACAGCCAAUGACCAACACAAACGGAUCAUCACAACAGGAUAGCGAUACAUCCAUACAAAAAGCAAACGCAUUGGCUUCUUCUCUGUUUCAAAAUGCAAAUAUCAAAAUAAUAGCUCGUGCGAUCGAUCAAACACUCAAAGCAUUACUGAUCCAGAUUGGAAUCGCAAUACGUGCUCGUGUACGGCUGAAUAAUGUCUUGGAAUCGAUCAAAACGAGGAUACAAUUUCAAGCCGAUAUCCCGGCAAAUGUCACAACGAAUCCUUCCUCUCUCUUCUCAGGCGAAGAGCUAAUCAUUCUACAGCAAUUCGGCCUACAACCUGAAAAGAUCAUCUUGUCAAGUCAAAGUGGUAUUCCUAUUAACAUUGGCAAGACUGUUCCCAAUUAUGAAGCAUUAGAACGGGAAUGUGUACGAUAUAGAGCGCUUACGUCACAGCUAGCAUUCAUCGUAGACCAUGCAAGACACUCCUUGCAAUCAGCACUUCCACAAGCACUUGAACGAGAAGCAAAACAACAAGAAGAACAAAGGAUCAAAGAUCAACUAGCAGCGGCCGAAGCAGCAGAAGCACAACGAAUCAAAGAUGAACAAGCAGCCAAAGCAGCAGAAGAGGCUGCAGCUAAGCAAGCACAAUCAGCACCUGCUCCCGCCGCAAAAGAAGGUGGAGAUGCUAUUGUGCUGGAUGAUGAUGACGAAGAUGACGAUGUACCUUUGGCAGGAAAACCAACAAAUGCAAACAGCAGCUCGAAUAACAAUGAUGCGAUCGAUCUAACGGAUGAAAGCCCGGCAAAUAAAGUUGUACCGCUGCCAGCAACAUCAACUGUCGUUCCUGCUUCUGAACCAAGUACGGGCGCUUUACCGACCGAUCCAGCCGCUCUUCUGGCACAAUUGACAGCAGCCGUUUCUGGCUCAUCCACAUUUGCGUCCAACAAAGAUGGACAAUCUACCACCACUUCUCAACCCAGUGAUGGAAAUGCUUUGAGUAAUUUUGAUUUUUCUUCUUUUGGUUUGAGUAAUCCGAUGGAUACAACCGCAAACGAUAAAGAUGCAUCUAAUCCAAAUACGAUGGACAACAUGUUUGGAGAUAUUGGAACAAGUUUGAAUAUGGGAUAUGAUGGUUCCAAUGAUGCGGCAAACGGUGGUUUGGGUGAUGUCAAUUUACUCAACUUCAAUCCGGAACAAUUUGAGGGUGUCGAUCUAAGCUUCUUAAACAACUUAGGCGGCGGAUCUGGAGAUGGAGGAACAUCUAACAAUGAGAACGAUAGCAAUUUGCUCGGCAAUAUUGACUUCAGCGCAUUGCUUGGUGGUGGCGGUGGCGGCAAUGGAACAUAAUGUAUGAAUUGCAAUGUACUUCUAGCUCAAUAAAAAUGUAUAUCAUGAU